CCUUAACAUUGAACGGCCAGAGCUGAGAGCCCACAGAGUAAUGGAAUCACCUUGCAAAUAUUUUUAUGGGCUACCAACUGUACAGACUUGUUAAAAUUGUCUCUCGAUGCAUUAAAAAUUAUACUGUAUUACAGAAAGACCGUUUAAAUAAUUUCGAAUGCGAGUCAACUUUUUAAAAAAAAAGAGAGAGAGAGAAACUAUUCGGCUACAUGACACUUCAUCCUUUAUAUACAGCUAGCAGGGGUAAAGUGAAGGUCUCAUCACUACAAGCUGAAAACACUAUCCUCUGAAAAAUUAUCUUUUUCAGAUACGUUCUUGUUUAUCCAAGAAAGAGAGAUGGCAGAUGCAGUGGUGGACUUUCUGGUGGAGAACCUGUUGCAGCUAUUAAGUGAAAAUGUGGAGCUGAUUGCAGGUGUUGAGGGAGACUUUAAAAAUCUGCUGGAAGAAGUUCAACGCCUAAAAGCCUUCCUUGACGAUGCUGCAAAAUACCACAGUGACGGAACUCAGUGGAAACUACUGGGGGAGGAGAUUCAGAAAACGGUGCAUAGAGCUGAGAAUGCCAUUGAUAAGUUCCUUGUUCAGGCGAAGCUUCACCAAGAGAAAAGUAAAAUGGGAAGGUUGCUGGACGUGGCCCAUCUGGCUACAGUCAGGAAUCUUGCAGCUGAGAUCAAAGGCAUCCAUGAGCAAGUGAAGGAACUUCGCGAAAACAAUCAACAAGCUUUUCAGCCCAAAGCAUUUAAUGAACUGCCUAAAAUAGGCGCCUCGGAAGCGACGCCGGGUCCUUUAUGGGAGGAUGAUGGAGUGGUCGGCUUUGAUGAGGAAGCGAACAAACUGAUCAAGCGACUUGUUAAAGAAUCAAAGGAUCUAGAUAUUAUUCCAGUGGUGGGUAUGCCGGGACUUGGAAAAACCACACUUGCAAGAAAAAUCUACAAUGAUUAUCAGCUUUCAUAUGAAUUUUUCAGCAUCCUUUGAGUUUAUGUCGGCCAGGAUUACAAAAUAAAGAAUAUUUAUCUUAAUAUUCUCAGAUUCUUCACGAAACGGAUCGAAGAAUAUCAAAAUGAGGAUGUGGACGAAUUAGCUAAUGUAAUAUCUGGUUUUACAAGUAAAGGAGGUAGAUGUCUCAUUUUUUUAGAUGAUGUGUGGGAAACAGCAGUCAUUGAUGUUGUAACGAAAGUUUUUCCAGAAAACGGAAAGGGGCAUCGAGUCAUGAUGACGACGCGUGGCAAUUGUCUGGCUAGCUAUGCGAAUCCAAAUCCUCAUAGUCUGAAAUUUUUGACUUCAGACGAAAGUUUUGAAUUGUUGGUAGCGAGAGUUUUUGGCAAGGGAAUUUGUCCUAAUGAGUUAGUAGGACUUGGAAAAAGCAUUGCACGAAAAUGUGAGGGUGUACCAUUUGCAGUAGUGGUAAUUGCAGGAGCAUUAAGAUCGGUCAUCCGAACACAAGUGAUUGGAUAAGAGUUGAGAAAAAUAUGGUUCAGCAUCUUUAUAUGAAUAGAGAAGAAAGCUGCUAUAAAUGUGUGGAGAUGAGUUAUGAUCGUUUGCCCCACGAAGUAGAGACGUGCUUCUUAUACUGUGGUGUCUUUCCUCGAGGAUUUGAUAUUCCUUCUUGGAAAGUGAUCUGCUUAUGGAUAGCGGAGGGGUUAAUAAAGCACCAGGACACAUAUACUCUUGAGGAGAUAGCGGAGUUUUAUUUGAACGAUCUUAUUAGUAGAAAUUUACUGAUAUUGCAACAGAGGAGGUUUGAUGGUCAAAUUAAAACAUGUCGUCUUCACGACAUGUUGCAUCAUUUCUGCAGAACAGAGGCUGGUAACAAAUGGCUUUUCCAGGAAAUACGUCUAACAUCCGAUCAAGUUAUUCCUUCCAUACAAGACCAAGAUACUCAUCGUCGAUUGUGCAUUCAACCCUCUAUUCUGAAUGACUUCCUCUCCAAAAGACCUUUUGCAGAACAUGUGAGAUCAUUCUAUUGUUUUUCCUCAAAACAAUCAAAAAAGAUCGAGUUGUCUCCUAACAUCCUAGUCAUCCCCAAAGCUUUUCCCCUAAUUAGGGUCAUGGACAUUGAAUCCCUCGAAUUUAGUUUCUCUAGGAAUUUUAGCCAUCUAAUUCAUUUGCGGUAUAUUGCUAUCUCUGGUGAUUUCAGAGAUCUUCCUGAACCCUUUGGUAUAUUCUGGAAUUUACAAACUCUUAUACUUAAUACAAGUACCUUAGAGCCCACCCUUGAGGUAAAAGCAGAUAUAUGGAACAUGUUACAGUUGAGGCAUCUCCAUAUCAACAUACCUGCAAUUUUGCCACCUCCUCUCCCAUCAGGAAAAGCUUUUUGCCUACAAACUCUUUCUGUGGUUACACCAGAAAGUUGCAAGAAAGAUGUGCUUGCAAAGGCUUGUCAAAUCAGAAAAUUGAGCAUUCGAGGGAAAAUGGCGGGUUUUCUUGAAACUAAGGGUGAAAUCAACAAUCUUCAAGAGCUAAAGUGCCUGGAACAUCUGAAACUGUUGAAUGAUGUUCUUUACAUGAAUGACGUGCUUCAUCUCCCUCCAACAUUCUCCCAACUUGUACGUACAUUGAGGAAGUUAACUUUGGCAAACACAAGAUUUGCUUGGAGAGAGGCGGAUAGAUUGGGCCAAUUGGAAUCCCUUAAGGUUUUAAAGUUGAAAGAAAAUGCAUUCACCGGUUAUUCCUGGAAGCCAAAGAAUGGAUUUAGUGCACUCCAGGUCUUGUGGAUUGAAAGGGCAGAAUUUAAAACUUGGGAGGCUUCGGAGCUUAACUUCCCCGUGCUUAGGAACCUUGUUCUUAUCUCCUGUGAUAAGCUCGAAGCUGUGCCGCUUGAGCUUGCUAAUAUACCUAACCUUCAUGAGAUGCGGCUGGAGAACACAAGCAACGCGGUCAAAUCUGCAAAAGAUAUACUGGAAAGCAAGAUAGCUAAAGGCAUCAAAUUCAACCUUACCAUAUUCCCUCCUGAAGCUGGAUCCAAGGCCACACAGUAAAGAAUAGAAUCGUGACAUUGAGCUUGUUGGGAGCCUGGGGCAAUGGAUACGGUGUCACCACAUUUCAUGUUUUAUGCAGUCAAAGUCAUAUGAUAAGAUUGUUCCAGUAAAGAAAACUUGCUACCUUUUGUUUAUUCAAGCAUUGUGAUUUUUGAUUUUAGUCUCAGUGUGGUUUUGGAGAUAUGUUAAAUAAAUGCACUCCGCUCUCAGCCUGAAACAAACACCUUUCCUGGGUCUGUUGCAUUUCGAGUUCCUAAUCAUGUGGAGGGUUUUCUUUUUGAGUUGUAAAAGUACUGUUUGCAUCUUUCCCAUUCUGCUUUGGUUGUAUUUGCUUUGUUUCCUAUUCUUGUAAGACUGUUGCUUUCAGCUAUCGUUGUUUUGUUGAGACA
Nicotiana tabacum (common tobacco) is the source of this 3364-nucleotide messenger RNA. NCBI's taxonomy places the organism in Eukaryota, Viridiplantae, Streptophyta, Magnoliopsida, Solanales, Solanaceae. The record is from RefSeq and is a predicted model, not a curated record.